Molecule: messenger RNA, 495 nt
Organism: Malaclemys terrapin pileata
Lineage: Eukaryota; Metazoa; Chordata; Testudines; Emydidae
Exons: 5
Coding region: 1-495 (164 amino acids)
Source: RefSeq, a predicted model, not a curated record
AUGUCCCGAGAUUACCAGCCCAUCUUACCUGCUGCGAGCAGGUACCUGCAGGAGAAAUGGGACAAGGCAGCCUAUCGCCAGCACAGGAGCAAGGUGGAUUUGGCUUCCCCAGCCGUGGACACCCAAGGACCGCAGCCCCCCAGCCACCUGCAGCUCAACCUGAAAAGGAUGCAGCUAGACAGAGAGCGCCAGGCCAUUAGAGAAAGAGACGACUGCAUUCGCUUGGCCAGGCUAGUCACCAUUGUGCAGUCCAGGGGGCGCGUGGACAACUGGAAUAGCUACAGUAUAUGCAGCCUGAGCAGUGAGAGGCGUCGCCGGGAGCUGGCGCAGAUCGGGGUGGAGAACCGGCGGCUGAGGCAGCAGCAGUCGGAGUACGCCCGGGAGCCCUGGGAGCGCCACUGGGAGAGGGUGGAGCUCAUCCGCAACAGCAUCGCCCGCUACCCCCGCGGCAUGCGGGCCGUGCAGUUCUCAGUCAUUGAACUUGGUGGUCAGUGA